Symbiodinium necroappetens is the source of this 1308-nucleotide messenger RNA. The record is from the annotation of a GenBank genome assembly. NCBI's taxonomy places the organism in Eukaryota, Dinophyceae, Suessiales, Symbiodiniaceae.
AUGGAUGAGAAGACAUUCGACCUCUUCGGCUUGGAUGGUUUCGAGGCUAGCAGCAUGGCCUUCUUGCAGGAAAGCCAUGAUCGUUGCGAAAUUACUCUUCAGUGGAUUCAGCGCCUGAUCGUUGAGAGUGAUGCAAAGCAAUUGCUGAAGAUUGCUCCGCCGAUCUUGUCCCGCGUCUUCAAUGAACUCGGAAAUGGUAUUGUCAACCUAAACAAUGCGCGGAAGAUCACAGAUUUCCCCAUCCCUUUCCACCUGGCACAGAUGAUUACCGUCAUGCUCAUUGUGCACUCGCUCAUAUUGCCUCUGAUCUCCGCAGCUACAGUUGACAACAUGUCAUCAGCUGCGGGGAUUACCUUCUUCGUGAGUUUUGCUUACUGGUGCGUCCACUUUAUCACAAUAGAGCUCGAGUGGCCUUUUGGAGAUGACCCAAACGAUCUGCCAUUGCAAGACAUGCAAACGGACUUCAACAUGAGCCUAUCUUGCUUGAUUGACAACAGAGCGCAGGAGGUACCAAAGUUCAGCUUUGAGCCGCAGAAGCACCUCUUGCUAAAGACCAAGAGCAUCAAUUUCGAUCGAAAUCUCUCCGUUGGGGGUCCUUGCCGACAGCGCAUGUCGAGGUUCAAAGAGGCCCAGGCUGUGAAGAAAGAGUCACGCGAGAGCGACAAACGCGACAAAGACGAGUGCACGGAGAUUCCAAUCCCAGGCGACGACGGACAGCAGGAGCAGGAGACAGUUCCCAGAAGUGGGGUCGCCACGAGAAACUACUUGCUAGGUGCUGAGCGGGGAGGCCUCGAGGCCCUGAGUGUUGCCGGGGGCGCGGCGGGCGGAAAGAAGGCCGAGCCACAACACAAGAGCGCAGCACUGACUCCCACAAAGCCACAAGCAAACCGAGACAAGGCACCAGCACCGACCGGAGAGACCGUGGCGCUGCCAGAGCUUCUCAAACAUGCGAGCAGCAGCCACCGCAAGCCCUGGGUAGACAACCAGAACCCAGCGGAGCAGCACUACGACGCGGGACACAACCAGUGCAGACCAUGCACCGCCACCCUCGGGGUUACAUCCACACUUCGACGUCGCAACCAGGACGAUAUGACUCACUUCCUCCUGCACACCGAGGCCUACUACCAGUUCGCAGAGGGGCAACCGAGCACAGAAGUAAACGGCGACGGGGACACAGAGUCGGGACACGAGGUGCCACCACUGGAGACCCAUACUCACAGCCACAACAUCACCGACUGCCUCGACACGAUCCAGGCCGUAGUACCAGACCGCAGAAAGGCAUACGGGGGAACUGGAGGACACCAAUAA